Molecule: messenger RNA, 1928 nt
Organism: Coffea arabica (coffee)
Lineage: Eukaryota; Viridiplantae; Streptophyta; Magnoliopsida; Gentianales; Rubiaceae
Product: serine carboxypeptidase-like 50
Biological process (GO): proteolysis
Molecular function (GO): serine-type carboxypeptidase activity
Source: RefSeq, a predicted model, not a curated record
UAAUCCAGCAUCUCCGCGUUCAUGUGCUUAUCCCAAGUCGAACACGCACUGUGUUCGACUUCCUUCCUUCCUUUUUGCCAACCGGCAGCCAGAUUUGACAGUAUACAACCCUGAAUUGUUUGCACGCCAGUAGAACUUGUCUGGACCUUCAGGAGGCUAAGUGGAAUCUGUUGGCUUUGUUUGCACUAUCAAAAUUCAAAAUCCAUUCAAGCUCUUAGCUCUGUCACUUUUCUCAACUCAAAUGGAGUCAGUAAUUCAAUUGCACAGUCACAACCUCCUCAAACUCCUCCUCUUCCUCACCAUCCUCCACCAUCUACAACACUCAACCACCUCUCUCGAUCUCCUUCCCAAAGAAGCACUGCCGACCAAUUCUGGAUACCUCGAAGUCAACUCAACAACUGGUUCAGCCCUUUUCUACACAUAUUACGAGGCACAAGAGCCGGCCACACCCCUCUGUCAAACCCCACUUCUCAUCUGGCUCCAAGGUGGGCCUGGAUGCUCCUCCAUGCUUGGAAACUUCUAUGAACUAGGCCCCUGGCUGGUUUCGUCUAAUGUUUCAGUUAAGCCUAAUCCAGGGGCCUGGAACAGGAUAUUUGGUCUCCUUUUUAUUGAUAAUCCAAUUGGAACUGGAUUCAGCAUUACCGCUUCGCCUCAAGAAAUCCCAAGAAAUCAGCAUGAUGUCGCGAAACAUCUUUUCAUUGCAAUCAAGAAGUUUAUUAAGCUAGAUGAUUUGUUUAAAACGAGGCCAAUUUAUGUUGCUGGGGAAAGUUAUGCUGGAAAAUACGUUCCAGCACUUGGCCACUACAUAUUGACAAAGAAUGCUAUGUUGCCAGUUUCUAAUAGGGUCAAUUUAGCCGGUGUAGCUAUAGGGAAUGGGAUAACUGAUCCUGCAACACAAACGACCACACAUGCUUUGAAUGCUUACUAUUCUGGAUUCAUUAAUGAUAAGCAGAAGGAAGUCUUGGAGAAUCUUCAAAAGGAGGCUGUUGAAUUGGUACGAAUUGGGAACUGGACUGGUGCUGCUGAUGCGAGGCAUAUAGUGUUCAAAACAUUGCUAGACAUGACUGGCUUGUCAACUAUGUAUGAUUUUAGAAGGUUAGUUCCAUAUCAAGAUUAUUUAGUGGCUGAGUUUUUAACAAAUUCAGAGGUAAAAAAGGCGUUAGGGGCUAAGGAAGAUAUUGUGUUCAAAGAUUGUAGCGCAGUUGUGGCAGAGGCACUGAAUGAAGAUCACAUGAAGAGUGUGAGGUAUAUGGUUGACUACUUAGUUCAGGAAACUAAGGUUUUACUGUACCAGGGCCAGUGUGAUAUGCUGGAUAAUGUGGUGUCGAAUGAGGCUUGGGUGAAGAAACUGAAGUGGGAAAAAAUAAGAGAGUUCUUGGAGGCAGAAAAGAAAGUUUGGAGAGUGAAUGAGACUUUAGCAGGUUCUGUGCAGAAGUAUGAGAAUUUGAGUCAUGUUGUGGUGUUGAAUGCUGGACACCUUGUGCCUGCUGAUCAGCCUUUGAAUUCUCAAGCAAUGAUAGAAGACUGGGUUUUGGACAGGGGAUUGUUUGCCAAUUAGCAAACAAAAUGCAAACCAAAUAUCACUUUGUUGUGUCAUAUUUUAUUUACUUUGUUGUGUGCUGCAAUAUCUGUCCUAGUAAUUCAGCUCCAGUAUUUACACUUGAAGCCAAGAACUUUGUCAUCUCGGCUGAUGAAUUAGCAGUUUCAGUAGCCAUCACAAAUUAGUUAUUACUAUCUUUGUUCUUAGGCACAGCCUAAUGAACCGAUACUCAUUAAGUUACUAAUGAGUUCAAAUGAAUAUAUGCUGCUUUUUGGAAACAACCAAUGGCAAUAGGCGCCAGUUCAACUCUGUUCAACUGUUUGCAGUAGAAUCUUGCUGAGCUUGGAGCUUUCAACUCCUUCAAAAAUAUGCAAUUGCUUUUCUUGAA